Peromyscus eremicus (cactus mouse) is the source of this 2128-nucleotide messenger RNA. RefSeq names its product BEN domain-containing protein 2-like. The transcript has 5 exons. Gene Ontology annotation, molecular function: DNA binding. The record is from RefSeq and is a predicted model, not a curated record. The coding region runs from base 166 to 840 and encodes 224 amino acids. NCBI's taxonomy places the organism in Eukaryota, Metazoa, Chordata, Mammalia, Rodentia, Cricetidae.
CUUGGUGAUCCAAGAAGAAACAUCAAGUUACCUAAUUUUCAUUUGAUAAUUGCAAGAAAUAAACCAACUCCCAGUUGUGCGGCCUGCUACUUGGCUAAUCUGGUAUUCUCUGAGGAAAUCCUGCUUUUAAACUCAGUUGCUGGCCGUGCUUCACGUAACAUAUUCAUGGAUCAUAACAAACUUUCUGCAAUAAGAGAAUAUCUCUUGACAAUUUUCCCAAACUGUGACUUGAGAGAACAAGGAAAAGACUGGGUAGACUGUCUUUCUGCUAUUAGUUUUAUGAUUGAGCGUUUGUAUACUGAAACGGAAAUGCUCACAGAUAGAAUCUUGAGUAUGCCCAUAUCCAAACACUGGAAUAUCAGAAGUGGUGAGGAUGAGGAUGAGGGCCCUUCUCAGUGGUUUCAGGAGGUCAGGGAGUCUGUGAUAAGAGAAGGUGGGAAUUUUGAGCAGAAUGCUGGUGCUAACUCUGAAGACACUGAUAAUGCAGCCUUCAUUCCUGAUGAACUGGUAUAUCUCGGAGAUCCAUCUAGAAAUAUACAGAUACCAUAUUCAGUACUGAGAACAGCAAAAGCCCUAUUGCGCCCAUAUCUGUCAGCCAAAUACAUCAGUCUCCACUUGUUUCCAGAGGAAACCCUAAUUAGAAGUAAUGUCUAUGGCAGUUUGGAGUGUGGCCUGUUUUCCCUUGAUUCCAAUAGGAUUAAUGCUCUCCAAGAAUUUCUUCGGAACAACUACCCUGAAUAUAAUCUAGAAGAAACUGGAUGUUGUUGGAAAUUGUGUGUGGCAGCCAUCAACAGCUGUCUCCAGACUCUUAGACAAAGCCCAAGAAAUGUCAUAGACUAAUAAUACUAACUUCUAGCAGCAACUCCUGCCGUGGAAUUAACCAAACAGUCUGAUGAAACUAACUAAAGCACUUACCCAUCCAUUUUUUCUAAAACAGUAGAUCGUUUUUGUAAGUUUCUGAAAUUGUAUAACCUGUCAUAAUGACAAAGUUUUGUAUUGACUACGAAAUACUUGACAAAAGAUCUUUUUCUGUUUUCAAGAAAUACUUUAUCUCUGGACAAAGUGUGGAGCAGUGUACUGCUGCCUUGAGCCUCCAGUUAGGGGAAUACUAGGAAAUCCUUGAUUGUUUUACAUGGUUAUUUGAAUAUAGACUUAGCACUUAAUAGUGGAAGAAAGUUGAGUAUCAGCGACACACACCUAAGCACAGAACUAUUGUUAGGACAAUCCACAAUCUACUAAGCAUAAUGUGCAUACAAUAGAAACUUGGUAUUCACCAAGUGAGUUGACACUUUAGCACUUAGGUAUAAACUGUUUAUUCAGAAAGGAGAUAUUACCUACUUAUAUCUAGAACAUCUAUAGUGAGUGGCUUUCUUACACAUUUUAUACAAUGAUAAGAUUGCUGUCACAUUUAUUUGACCUAAGCCUUUCAGAGAUAAAACCUAGAUGCCUUGAUUUACUCCUAAUAAGAGUAGUAUUCUUUAAAUUACCUCUUGAUAACAUUUUAUCACACAAGUUUGCUCAGGUUGAAUAUAGAAUACUACCAGGGGAGUUGGCAUUCCUUUUAGUAAUUAAAAUUUAACAAUGUCUGUGAAUAAUAAGAGUCUGACCAAAUUCAGACACUGAAAUUAUUUUGGUUUCUGAAAUAUCUGGGUAAAGGUUUAAAUAUAUUUCCCAUUUUUCAGAUAUAUUCUACUAGUCAAAUGCACACAAAUUUAAAUAUGACUAUUUCAUGUAUAUGACAACAUUGGUCAGAAAUUCAGAGAAAAGUGCUCUUAAACAAUGCUUCUCAACCUAUGGGUCUUGACCCCUUUUGGGUCAAACAACCCUUUCACAGGAGUGACAUAUCAGAUAUCCUGCAUAUUGGAUAUUUAUGUUAUGAUUCGCAGCAAUAGCAAAAUUGCAGUUAUGUAGCAGCAAUGAAAUAAUAUGGUUGAGGUUCACCACAACAUGAGGAACUAUAUUAAAGGAUGGCAGCAUUAGGAAGGGUGAGAACUACUGUCUAAAAGGAUAUUGGCAAAGUGGAAAUUAUCCAUCUUGAUCAUGAAUAAUAUUUUGUUUUUAACAUAAGCCCCUUGUUGUAGAGAAAGUUAUUGAAUGUUAUAGCCACAGAAAUAAUUCCAUUAUUUGA